AUGUUAUCAUCGUUGCCUCUCGGCGGCUCGUUUGUUUACGCGCCUACUGGCCAGAGUAGACUUCAUCCUUCAAACAAGUACAUUUUUCGUUAUUACGCGCAAUCCAGCCUUCGGCAGAGCCUGCUUGGCCUGAACAACUCUCCAUUCCUGUUUCCCAGACAGGGCAUCUGCCAUGCCACCAAGUCACCUGGCCCUAUCAACUGCCGAGUCGAGCAGACGAGUCAGAAACGGAAGUCUGGGCUGGAGAAGAUCUAA
This is a messenger RNA of Protopolystoma xenopodis, 255 nucleotides long. The record is from the annotation of a GenBank genome assembly. NCBI's taxonomy places the organism in Eukaryota, Metazoa, Platyhelminthes, Monogenea, Polystomatidea, Polystomatidae.